Messenger RNA from Mesocricetus auratus (golden hamster), 14183 nucleotides. RefSeq names its product glutamate ionotropic receptor NMDA type subunit 2A (gene Grin2a). Gene Ontology annotation, cellular component: NMDA selective glutamate receptor complex; postsynaptic density membrane; postsynaptic membrane. The record is from RefSeq and is a predicted model, not a curated record. Bases 335 to 4729 code for a protein of 1464 amino acids. Gene Ontology annotation, biological process: long-term synaptic potentiation; excitatory postsynaptic potential; synaptic transmission, glutamatergic. The transcript is spliced from 14 exons. NCBI's taxonomy places the organism in Eukaryota, Metazoa, Chordata, Mammalia, Rodentia, Cricetidae. Gene Ontology annotation, molecular function: transmitter-gated monoatomic ion channel activity involved in regulation of postsynaptic membrane potential; NMDA glutamate receptor activity.
GAAGCUCCCGGGGUGCUGUGCCGGAGCAUGGGGACGGAUGAGCUCUGAGAGUCGCGGCCGCAGCAAUCAGCCCUGGAGAUGACCAGGGGCGGCCACUGCUGAGAACUAUGUGGAGAGAGGCUGCGAGCCCUGCUGCAGAGCCUCCGGCUGGGAUAGCCGCCCCCCGUGGGGGCGAUGCGGACAGCGCGGGACAGCCAGGGGAGCGCGCGGGGGCCGCAGCAUGCGGGAACCCGCUAAACCCGGUGGCUGCUGAGGCGGCCGAGAUGCUCGUGCGCGCAGCACGCCCCAUUGCAUCCUCCACCUUCUCUGGCUACAGGGACCCUAAGUGGCGACCAUGGGCGGACUGGGCUACUGGACCUUGCUGGUACUGCCAGCCCUUCUGGUCUGGUGCGGUCCGGCGCAGGACGCGGCGGCGGAGAAGGGUACCCCAGCGCUGAACAUUGCGGUGCUGCUGGGCCACAGCCACGAUGUGACAGAGCGCGAACUUCGAAAUCUGUGGGGACCGGAGCAGGCAACCGGUUUGCCCAUGGACGUGAACGUGGUGGCGUUGUUGAUGAACCGCACCGACCCCAAGAGCCUCAUCACGCAUGUGUGCGACCUCAUGUCUGGGGCGCGCAUCCAUGGCCUCGUGUUUGGAGAUGACACCGACCAGGAGGCUGUGGCUCAGAUGCUGGAUUUUAUCUCCUCACAGACUUUCAUCCCCAUCUUGGGCAUUCACGGAGGUGCAUCUAUGAUCAUGGCUGACAAGGAUCCGACAUCCACAUUCUUCCAGUUUGGAGCAUCCAUCCAGCAGCAAGCCACAGUUAUGCUGAAGAUCAUGCAGGAUUAUGACUGGCAUGUCUUCUCCCUGGUGACCACCAUCUUCCCUGGCUACAGGGAGUUCAUCAGCUUCAUCAAGACAACAGUGGACAACAGCUUUGUGGGCUGGGAUAUGCAGAAUGUGAUCACACUGGACACCUCCUUCGAGGAUGCCAAGACACAGGUCCAGCUGAAGAAGAUCCAUUCUUCUGUCAUCUUACUGUACUGUUCCAAAGACGAGGCUGUCCUCAUUCUGAGUGAGGCUCGCUCCCUGGGCCUCACCGGAUAUGACUUCUUCUGGAUUGUCCCCAGUUUGGUCUCUGGGAACACAGAGCUCAUCCCCAAAGAGUUCCCAUCAGGACUCAUUUCAGUCUCCUAUGAUGACUGGGACUACAGCCUGGAGGCGAGAGUGAGGGAUGGUCUUGGGAUCCUAACCACUGCCGCAUCUUCCAUGUUGGAGAAAUUCUCCUACAUCCCUGAGGCCAAGACCAGCUGCUACGGGCAGGCAGAGAAGCCAGAAACCCCUCAUCACACUCUGCACCAAUUUAUGGUCAACGUGACAUGGGAUGGCAAAGACUUGUCCUUCACUGAAGAAGGCUAUCAGGUGCACCCCAGGCUUGUGGUGAUUGUGCUGAACAAGGACCGAGAGUGGGAAAAGGUGGGCAAAUGGGAGAACCAGACCCUGAGCCUGAGGCACGCCGUGUGGCCGAGGUACAAGUCCUUUUCUGACUGCGAGCCAGAUGACAACCACCUGAGCAUUGUCACCCUGGAGGAAGCCCCCUUCGUCAUCGUAGAAGACAUAGACCCGCUGACGGAGACCUGUGUGAGGAACACGGUGCCCUGUCGGAAGUUUGUGAAGAUCAACAACUCGACUAAUGAAGGGAUGAACGUGAAGAAGUGCUGCAAGGGGUUCUGCAUCGACAUCCUGAAGAAGCUGUCCAGGACUGUGAAGUUCACCUAUGACCUCUACCUGGUGACCAAUGGGAAGCAUGGGAAAAAGGUUAACAAUGUGUGGAAUGGAAUGAUAGGUGAAGUGGUCUACCAGCGAGCAGUCAUGGCCGUGGGCUCACUCACCAUCAAUGAGGAGCGUUCUGAAGUGGUGGACUUCUCAGUGCCCUUCGUGGAGACAGGAAUCAGUGUCAUGGUCUCCAGGAGCAAUGGCACAGUCUCCCCUUCUGCUUUCCUUGAACCCUUCAGCGCCUCUGUCUGGGUGAUGAUGUUUGUGAUGCUGCUCAUCGUCUCUGCCAUUGCUGUCUUUGUUUUUGAAUACUUCAGUCCUGUUGGAUAUAACAGAAACUUAGCCAAAGGGAAAGCUCCCCAUGGACCUUCUUUUACAAUUGGAAAAGCUAUAUGGCUCCUCUGGGGCCUGGUAUUCAACAACUCUGUGCCCGUCCAGAAUCCUAAAGGCACAACCAGCAAGAUCAUGGUGUCGGUGUGGGCCUUCUUUGCUGUCAUUUUCCUGGCCAGUUAUACAGCCAACCUGGCUGCCUUCAUGAUCCAGGAGGAGUUUGUGGACCAAGUGACAGGCCUCAGUGACAAGAAGUUUCAGAGACCUCAUGACUAUUCCCCGCCUUUCCGAUUUGGGACAGUACCCAAUGGGAGUACAGAGAGAAAUAUCCGUAACAACUAUCCAUAUAUGCACCAGUACAUGACCAAAUUCAACCAGAGGGGCGUAGAGGACGCCUUGGUCAGCUUGAAAACGGGGAAGUUGGACGCUUUCAUCUAUGACGCCGCUGUCUUGAAUUACAAGGCUGGGAGGGAUGAAGGCUGUAAACUUGUGACCAUUGGAAGUGGGUACAUCUUUGCCACCACUGGCUACGGAAUUGCCCUCCAGAAGGGCUCACCCUGGAAGAGGCAAAUUGACCUGGCUCUGCUCCAGUUUGUUGGUGAUGGUGAGAUGGAGGAACUGGAGACACUGUGGCUUACAGGCAUCUGCCACAAUGAGAAGAAUGAGGUCAUGAGCAGCCAGUUGGACAUCGAUAACAUGGCAGGCGUGUUCUACAUGCUGGCUGCGGCUAUGGCCCUCAGUCUCAUCACCUUCAUCUGGGAGCACCUCUUCUACUGGAAGCUCCGCUUCUGCUUCACCGGCGUGUGCUCUGACCGGCCUGGGUUGCUCUUCUCCAUCAGCAGGGGUAUCUAUAGUUGCAUCCAUGGUGUACACAUUGAAGAAAAGAAGAAGUCUCCAGACUUCAAUUUGACUGGUUCACAGAGCAACAUGCUAAAGCUUCUUCGGUCAGCCAAGAACAUCUCCAACAUGUCCAACAUGAAUUCCUCAAGAAUGGACUCACCUAAAAGAGCUUCUGACUUCAUCCAAAGAGGGUCACUUAUUGUGGACAUGGUUUCAGACAAGGGGAAUUUAAUAUACUCAGACAACAGGUCCUUUCAGGGGAAGGACAGCAUAUUUGGGGACAACAUGAAUGAACUCCAAACAUUUGUGGCCAACAGGCACAAGGAUAAUCUCAGUAACUAUGUAUUCCAAGGACAGCAUCCUCUCACCCUCAAUGAGUCCAACCCUAACACAGUGGAGGUGGCUGUCAGCACUGAAUCCAAAGGGAAUUCCCGACCACGGCAGCUUUGGAAGAAAUCCAUGGAGUCUCUACGCCAGGAUUCUCUGAACCAGAACCCAGUCUCACAGAGAGAUGAGAAGACUGUGGAGAACAGAACCCACUCCCUGAAGAGUCCUAGAUAUCUUCCAGAAGAGGUAGCCCACUCUGACAUUUCAGAAACUUCAAGCCGGGCCACAUGCCACAGGGAGCCAGAUAACAAUAAGAACCACAAGACCAAGGAUAACUUCAAAAGGUCAAUGGCCUCCAAAUAUCCCAAGGACUGUAGUGAGGUUGAGCGUACCUAUAUGAAAACCAAAGCAAGCUCUCCCAGGGAUAAGAUCUACACCAUUGAUGGUGAGAAGGAACCCAGUUUCCAUUUAGAUCCUCCACAGUUUGUUGAGAGCAUAGCAAUCCCUGAGAAUGUGAGCUUCCCAGAUACCUACCAAGACCACAACGAGAACUUCCGCAAGGGAGACUCCACGCUGCCCAUUAACAGGAACCCACUGCACAAUGAAGACGGGCUUCCCAACAAUGACCAGUAUAAACUCUAUGCUAAGCACUUUACCUUGAAAGACAAGGGUUCCCCACAUAGUGAGGGCAGUGAUCGCUACCGGCAGAACUCCACACAUUGCAGAAGCUGCCUUUCAAAUCUGCCCACCUACUCAGGCCACUUUACCAUGAGGUCUCCUUUCAAGUGUGAUGCCUGUCUGCGGAUGGGGAACCUCUAUGACAUUGACGAAGACCAGAUGCUUCAGGAGACAGGUAACCCAGCUACUCAGGAGGAGGUCUACCAGCAGGACUGGUCCCAGAACAACGCCCUCCAGUUCCAGAAGAACAAGCUAAGGAUUAACCGACAGCACUCCUAUGAUAACAUUCUCGACAAACCCAGGGAGAUAGACCUUAGCAGGCCCUCCCGGAGCAUAAGCCUCAAGGACAGAGAACGGCUACUGGAGGGUAAUUUAUAUGGGAGCCUGUUCAGUGUCCCUUCAAGCAAACUCUUGGGGAAUAAAAGCUCCCUUUUCCCCCAAGGUCUGGAGGACAGCAAGAGAAGCAAGUCUCUCUUGCCAGACCACACCUCUGAUAACCCUUUCCUCCACACGUACGGGGAUGACCAACGCUUAGCUAUUGGGAGAUGUCCCUCAGACCCUUAUAAACACUCAUUGCCAUCACAGGCAGCAAAUGACAGCUAUCUUCGGUCAUCCUUGAGGUCCACAGCAUCGUAUUGCUCCAGGGACAGUCGGGGCCACAGCGAUGUGUAUAUUUCAGAGCAUGGUAUGCCUUAUGCUGCAAAUAAGAAUAACAUGUACUCUACCCCCAGGGUUUUAAAUUCCUGCAGCAAUAGACGCGUGUACAAGAAAAUGCCUAGUAUCGAAUCUGAUGUUUAAAUCUUCCACCAGUGUUUAUCUAUAAGGAAACAUAUGAAAUGGCCAACGUUCUGGAGGGUAAAUGUUGGAUAUCCCAUAGCACCCUACUAGGAGGAAGAGGAUUUAGGGAGGUACUUUUUUGUUGGCUCUUUUGCACAUGGCUCCAUGCCAUAAUCUUUCACUCAAGGAAUCUUGUAAGGUAUGUGCUGAGCACAGUACAUACCACGGAUAGGUGAAUCCUUAACCAAAAACAAAUAAAGAAAUAUGGGCAGGUCUCCCAGACAUGCCGACUGAGUAUGGUGGCAAUAAUGGUGCAUUGGAUGGCAACAGUGAUGUUAUGAUUGCCUAUAUUCCAAAUUCCAUGAAGAUCAAUCCACCAUGUAACUUCCCCAUCAGAAAUGCCUCACAGUUUCUCUAUUACAGAAUAAGCAAUAUGGUAUGCAUGUAAGUCUGACUCAGACAAUAAGACAGUUAAGAAUGCAUCUGCACUGUAGUAAGAUUGACAUGUGCAAGGAUUAAGAAGUUUGGCUUGUAACAGUUCUCAGCUUUCUUGUUAUGCCUUCCAUUACAACCCUGGCUCAGCCUCCAAGAACUCCAGGUUCCCCCAAAGAAUAGAAAAUCAGUGUGUUCAUUGUGAGUAUGCUACUUUCAUUUAGUCUGUCCCCAAGAUACACCUGGAAAAAAUAGCCACAGGGACUCUCAGGUGGAGAGCUAUAAGAAUCUCUUUGGAUGUUAAUGUCUGUGUAUUUCUCACCCUUAGCUUCAAUAGUCUUGUUUGGAGCUGCAUAAACAUUUAUGUCUUCAAUAUCUAAGUGUGGAUCUUCUGUCUAUGACAUAGUGGCCAUUGUAGUUUAUCUUGAAGACUCUUAUGUACGUAAGUUUGCAUUUCCUCCCUUCUGGUGAUGACUCAGGGUUGUAUAGUAUCUCUUAACCAAUCCCUCCCAGAGUAAUUGUAACUUGUUCUGUCCCCAAACAGCCAUGAUGGUGUCUAGUUAGCUGUGUGUUGUGUUCCUAGAGUUGUUAAUGUGGUGAUAUGUGCCAACGGCCAUGUGUAAUCUGUAAGAAGUACCAUGCCAUCUGUGUUCCCAAGGCUAGCAUGGUUUUACAUUUAUCUUCCUUAAUGCCAAGAUAUCCUAUUAGACACUUAUUUCUAUACAAAGCUCCUCAAAUCAAAAGCCUUCAGACAUUAAAGCCACUUGUGCAUCUACCCUGAGCACCCUUCCAGUUAUGGAUAAGUUCAGUAAGACAAGGGAUUUCUCUCCUCUGAAAUAUGCUCCUUCUUGGAGGUGAACCAUUUCCCCAGCACCAACAGAGAUAGAUGGGAAGUCUUCGAUGCAUUUGUCAUUUCUGAGUCACAUGCAUUGUCCUAUUCUUGGCCCACUUAAACCUGUGCAUAUAUGACAGAACAGAUACUCAUUAUUUUUUAAAAAAUUGGAGACAGUGAGGGGAAUAUUCAUGCAUGAAAUUUUCUUAGCACAUAAAUUUUCUACCACAUUUUAAAAAAAUUCCAAAAGGUAGUUAUGAUAUUUAUUAGGCAAGGACAUAUGGCAAACAUACAGCAAAUAAUAUGAAUGAAACAUUUUAUAGGUUUUUUCUAUCAAUUAUUAUUAUUUUCAAUGCAUUAUAGGCAUUGAAAUAGCUGGGCUAGCUGACGAUGGUAUUUUGUAUGAGACUUAGCAAGUUUUGUGUCUUGCUCUUAUGAAAGAGACUAACCAUCUCCUGUUUUUCUUUUCACUGAAUUUUGAUUUGGGUUCUUGGAGAAAGGGACAGUAUUGUAGGUUAAAAUUCCAUUCUGUUUCUUUUCCUUAUGGGGUGUUCUGUUUCGUAGCUAAUAUUGUCUUGUAGUUGAGCAGUAGGUGGGGAAGGUUUUCAUAGAGCUUGAGGAUUCUUAAAACAGAGCUAGUAAUGGAAAAGUUCAACCAACCAACAGUAUUCCAUAGUGACAAAAAGUGAUGCAAUAAGCCAGAGUGCCAGUGAUGGUGUGGUAAAGGGGGAUGGGGAGGGAGCAUGUUUCCUCUUGUCUUCAGAACACAGAAAGGACUGAGACAGUUCUAGAGGUUGAUAAACUUCAGAGUCACAUUUUAUCCCACGGACUCCUUUCCUGAGUCCCAGAGAUGGAGAAGUCUGCAUUAGAGGACCAGGAACAGCCUCCCAAGUUUCCAAUCUUAAGUUUAGGCAUCAGUGUCUAUCAUGUCUUUUAACUCCUUCACUUUUAACUGCACUUCCUGUUGCAUCCCAGAUCUGUAUUCCUCCUGCUAGGAUCACUGUCAUAUCCUCACAGAACUGAAUUUAAAGUCUUAGAAUAUAGAGUAGUGACUUGCCACACAUCCAAAUAGCUCCCUGCUUUCUUAUAUUGUCCUCAAAGCCCAGGAGUACUGUUGAAUGCCACAGCAUUCCAAUGAGAGCACAAAUUACACUCCUACUGCCUCCUCAAAACUUUCUCUAGAAAAUUCAGACAUCAUUUCUGCUAUUAACCCCAAACAAAAAAAAUUAAAAUGAGGCUUUUAGAAGAGCCAAUUAUGUAAUGGGAAUGAAUACAUUUGUUUUAACACCAAGAUAUAAGUAAAUCAUUUGUAGUUAAGGGCUGUAUGGUAAACAUUUGUUUCUCCUCCACUAAUUAACUGACUCUUACAUGUGCUGAUUCCAAAGAAGAAAAUGAAAUGGUCAAUUUCCAAGUGAAAGGUAAUCAUGUGGACCUGUUUGGAGGUAAUCCAAGUGAGUACCAUUCUUUAGAAAACUAACAGCAGGAGUUGAUGAGACCUGGACAGGAAGCCCUGGACUGUGCAUCAGUUAGAGGGACCCUAUGCUAAAUCCAAGUUCUAAGCUCUUAGGCUCAUGGAUGCUAAGAAGCCAGCGUCCCUAAAUCUAACUGCCUGGCCUUCCCCUGGAAUAACUCAGGGCAGCCACCCAUGGCCUCUCAUCUCAGAAGUUUUGGUUGGUUUUCCCCAUUUUGGAAAACACCAAACUGUUCUGCAGAUGACAGUACUUGAAUGCAAAUAUCCAGGCUUCCAUAUCCUACAUAAGAGAAAUUUCCAGGGCAUGACCCAAACUCUGCCUAAGCUCAGUACUCUGGGGACUAGUCCUGUCACCCUUAUACCUGUAGGUUUCAUGCCACUUCAAUGCUGCAAGAAGGCAAGUCCCCAGCAGACAAUGACCUCAACAGUGGUGACUGCUCUGUCUCUGCACUAUUGUAGCAAGCUAAAUAGUGACUGCCAUGCUCUGGGUUUCCCCCUCCCUGCCUCAAAGGAUACUUGAGGAGACUUAAUAUUUAGCUUUCUGGAGGAAAAAUUAGAAUCCAUUUCAGCAAAAACUGUCAUAUCAAUUCACACUUAUUUUCCAGGGAGAGAAAAAGAAAAUUACACCUUGUUUACAAAUGAAAUAGUUUCAUUUAACUGGGACUUUAGCCAAGGCAGUUAAUUAGUCAAAAGAUCCAUGGUAUCACACAGCUUCAUGUUGUUUAUUUUAUUUGAUGUGUCUACCGCCGAUGUGUAUCUAAUAUUCUGCAUCCUUCUCAGGAAAUGACAAAUGCCCCGAAUUCUUUGCAAAUAGAAUUGCUAAUGAAAAAGAAAAGGAAAGUUGGUGUUAAUUAAAUGAUGAUUAAAAAUUUAUCUCCCUUAAACCUAAAAAGUGCAGCUUUAAUAAUUGCUUGUCAUAUAAAUAAAUACCUUGCACUGAAGUCCCUUGUGGUUUAAAACCUAAAUAAAUACUAACGUGAGAAACGGAAGUCUCUGUCAGAGGAGCUGCAUAUAUACCCAUUAGCGUGAUGCAAAUUCCUGUACUGUUUCUUUAUGUGGAGCUGAUAUAUGUGAAACCUCAAGAAAACCAUAGUACCUGUUCCAAGAUGAAGCUGGUUGGCACUAACCUUGACUAGAAUAGGCUUAACUGGACCUCAAGAAAUAAAGUUUAAGCAGGAGGAAGCCAAAUUUAUCAGUCAGUACUUAAUAGUAAUUCAAGGUCUAAAGAAAAGAGGCCUUCUUUCCAAAAGCAUUAUUCAUUUACACUUGAGUCAAGAUUUGGCCUGUCUGUGUUCCCUCCCUCUUCUUUUGGUUAAAUAGGGUCAGAAACACUCACUGGGGGUUUAUGGGUCUCUACUUGAAAAGUUUUUCCAAUGCGGAGCUGCCAUUUUUCAGUCAGCUAUUUUCCUUUGUACUGUGUUCAUGUCUAAUUGUCUCUGAUGAGGUCAGCUUGAUACAGAUCAGAGAUGAUCCAAUGCACCUCUGUGAAUACAGUUGCUCAUGUACACAUGUAUAUAUUAUACAUGCUUGGUUUCUACACUUCAUACUUAAGUGUAUUAUCCAAACAAACUUGUACAUAUUGUAAAGUUUAUGUUAAAAAUUAAAUGGUGGUGAUGGUGUGAACACACAGAAAACCCAUUCUGAUUAUUUUGAUAGGAGGGUAUUUAUGUAGAGAGGGCAUUCUAUUUUUUUAAAUAUCAGCUCUAGGAAGGAUGACAGGGCUCAAGGGGCUUUGAGCAUUGGUGUUCUUGGCCCCAUAAAGAACAAAAUUCUGGAGUGGGGAGUGUGCAAUAUAUGCUGCUUACAUCCACUUUUGAAUAUGAUGCUGAUGUGGACUUACAUGAGACUUUUGUAAACCCAUCAAAAGACAUAGAUUUUCUAUUGAAUUUCUUCUCUCUCUUGGCUCAUUCUGUGCCUAGAAGCGCUGUGAGUAUAGAAGCAGUGCAAAAUGCCCAUCUAGAAGGAUCUUAGAUGAAAUGGAUUUUGUGGAAUGACACCAAGGGAAAAGGGGACAAGUGACAGGUGUCUAAUGUAAAGUCAGAAGCUGUCUAAUGUAAAAUCAGAGCUGGGGCUGGAACCCAAGACUCUGUGGUCUGAUUUAUGGCUUGGUACCCUUUACCAAGCUGACAUAUCUCUAGAUUUCUUUUAGGAAGACACUCCCUAUGAGUCCCUCUGGAAUAUGAGCCAGAGAAACUCACAGGACACCCCUGGCUUUCUUUGCUUCUUGCUCUUUGAAAGUCCAAGCAUGACUCUAAAUUUGGUUUUUCUUUAAGCUCCUUUGCAAUCCCUCACUUUCUCAGGGUUCUGAGGAAGACAGGAUCUUUCUUCAGGGGUCUCUCCUCUCGAGAAAAUCCACAAAGGGUAUAGUUUAAAGCUUCAAACCAAAGAUGAAGGCUAACAGCAACCAGGACUAUGCUGUGCUGUUAAAACAAGGCACACCCAUCAGGCCAGAGGACUAGACAAGGUGGCAGUUUCCUCUGAAUGGGAUGAAAAGUAGAAUCUCUUCCCGUAGGUAGUUCAUGGUUUAAAAAGUAAAUUCCAAAACACAAAGGAUAACCAAGGACUAGAAAACAAAACACAGAUUAAACAAUGAAAAUUGAAAAUAGAUAAUAUGCUGUUAUAAGAAGAUUAAAGUAAUUGAUACUGUAAUCAAAUUUUUUAAAAAAUUUCUUCCCUGGGUUUUAAGGAACUUUGGAGAAUAUAGUUGGUGUCACCGGAAAUGGCCUUGAUUUAUUUGAUGUAUCCUGAGAUGAUGAGGGAGAAACAUAGGAGCAGCUAAAAGAGUGAAAAACUCAUUCUUCCAUAUUUUUUGCACACAUACUUUUGGGUCUGGCUCCAACCAGCCCUGCAUGGCUUACCAAACCAUGCCUCAAAUGCUUCAAAAGGGUUGAAAAAUCCUUCAAAGGAUUGGAAAAAUAGACCAUGGUGUAAAGAAGAAAGAGGAGAUGUCCAGAAACCUUUCCCAGAAGGGUUGCUUAUGGCCUGUAGAGGUUUUUGAUAGCUCAGGGUGUGGGUAGGUCAGGGAGAGCGUAAGAGUGUGCUUGUGGAGUCCUAAGUGCCUACUGUUUCUGAUGGCAAAAGAAAUGUCAGGUUCCGUAGUGGAAAAAAAAAACAGGGCAAGGAUGCGAAGAAAGGGAAUCCAGGUGUGUUUCUGGAAGGAUGGAGGCAUGGAGAGGGUAUGAAAGAAGGUGCGUUCACACUGUGUGUACCAUUCUAUGCAUAUGAGAAUGUUAUAGUUUCUGCUCAUCACAAGUUUGCACCAUGGAUCAGCAUCUGAAUCUUGAGAUGCCCAACUUUGUCUACACUGAAUGAGUUUAACGUAGAAGUUAAGCAUUAUUGUUACCUUUUUGCAGAUGAGGAAACUGAGGCUAAAGCUGUUCUAAGCCUCACUAGGAACAUGGAGGUCAGGCUACAAGUGGAAAGAGAUUUGCUAAUUUGAGGCCCCCAGGUUUUUCCAUAAGUACCCUACUCAGGUUUCCUAGUUUGAGGUAUAUCAAGAACUCAUGGGGAUCCCUCUUCUAUUCACAGUCCCUUUCAAGACUGGAAAACUGCUCAUGUCACAAUUCCUCCCUGUGCUUGCACUCAGCAUUAACUUUUUUGUUUUUGGAUUUUUCUUUAUUUUUUUUUUGCUUCGAAAAAUUUCCUUCUCUACUUAGCAUGUGCCUAACCUUAAAUAUCCCUUUCCCAAGCUCUUUUCUUCUUUCACAGUUGGCAUCAGGGCUAGUACCAUUAAACAUGUGUACAUAGUAUGCUUCCACAGGUGUGUGGACACAGUCACACACAUACAUGCACACACUGCCUUGUGGUCCUCAAUCAAAGCUCUCUUAAACACCGUGACCCCUUUCUAAGCAGAAUGCUAUUUGCUGACUUGCUGAUCCUCCUGUUCAUCUGUGUUGGUUUAUCUUUGCCAGGCAGACAGAAUGAGGUUCAGUGAUAGGGCAGGGAAUGGGGAAUAGUUUUACAAUAAUGACUGAGUGCUUUAGUCAUCAGGGUGAUUGAGGGCCAGCUAUUAAAUGCUGUUGUUGUUGUUGUUUUUCUUGGUCUGUUUCAUUUGUUAAAUUGCCUUAGAGAUGCACUCCUGGUCAUUAGUAUCAGGAUAAUUGUUGAUGCACCAACACUUGUUAAUAUCCCAAGGAAGAGUAUUGAAUUGGGAUGUUUCCACAGCACUUUAUAGGAGUGGCAUUGUGUCCAAUAUGUCACGCAGGCGAUGCUCCUGAGCACACAGGUGCCAUCUGUGUAUCCCCUCACACCCAUCUUCUAGACCACAUUUCUUUUCUGGCAUUUAUAUUUACAGUGAGGUGGUGCACACCAUUUUAUAGAUGAGAAGACUGAGCUGGGAUCAGAAGGAAAGUUGCUUUGGAAGGCUUCGGAGUUUCAUUUUCAUAAAAAUGCAAUCAUUGCUCCAAGUGCUUCUUAGGAGUCUUUGAACACAGUAUAGAUGCCCUAAGCUUGAUUCCUGAGAAUAAUUCUCCAGUUGUCGUAAUCCUUCAGACAGUCAAAUGUCUCUCAAUAUAGAGGUUGCUGGGGCUAAGGAUACAGCCCAAUUAGUGGAGUGUCUGCACAGCACACGUAAGGCCUGGGUUCCAUGCCCAGCACUUUGAGCAUAAAUUGGGUGUGGUGGCACAUGGCUGUGAACCCAACACUCAGGAGGAUCAUGAGUUUAAGGUUAUACCCAGGCUACACAAUAAAUUGGAGGCCAACCUGGGCUACAAGAGACCCUGUGUCAAAAAUGAAAACAAAAACACGUAGGUUAUUAUUAUUUAAUAGCUAUUCUGAGACUGUGUGCUUUUGCAAGAGACAAGGAGACUCCUAGGGAUGUUGCACUCUGCAGAAAGUUGAGUGCCUCAAACAACAGGGCUGAGAGCUCUGCCUCUUUGGAGCUGUAUUUCAAAGCAUACAAUUCCCCAGUGAACCACAACCAAACUAUUUAAGAUGGAAUCAUUCCUCAGAUUCACUUCACAAAUAAGGCAUCAGUGAAGUUCAGGAAGGAACAAGACAGAAGCAAUCAUCAUUCACCAAUGCUGCUUAGGUACCAUAUCAGCAAAUCAGCGAGUCUGCAUUUUUACAAUUCCAAGACAUUCCUCAUUAUCAGUAGCCCUGGGUCAUAACCUCUUCCAGUUAAUUCUCUUUCACACUUUUGGGAAGGAUUUAAAAACCUUCGAAAGGAUAUUAGCAUAACACAUAGCCAAUACCACAGAUGCCUUUUAAAUUAAUAAGGUUAAUUGUUCUCCCGCUAGCAUAAGUUUGUCUUUGGCAUUUUCAGUAUUUCUUAUUGAUCUGACAUUUUGCUGUUUCAAGCUUUUAAAGGGCUCAAUUCAAAGACUAUUGAUAACUGAGCAAAUAAUGAAGGUCUAGAAAUAAAAUAAUGAAUUGUCUGUUUUUCCAUGAGAAACAAUCACAGCCCUUUGAAUUCAUUAGAGGUUUUUACAUUAAGCAUGUAUGAUAUAUUGAAUUGUUUCUCUUCCAGGUCAGGCUAAUUCACAUGAAGAAAUGGUAUUGACUUUUAAAACUCAUUUUACUUUUAAACAUCUUAAAUGUACUAAGUUUGUAGACACAGCUCUGGGGCCAUGACCAUUAGGAAAAUAUUCAAUGCCAAAAGGAGAAGACUUAAACAUGAUUUUGUGGCAAAUGUGAACAAUCUUCUUUGAAAAUUGAUGGAUUUGGAAACAUCAAACUGACAUUUCUAAUAUUCAUGUUACUCUGAAAGUUUACAUUGGAAAUGAUGUAAGUGAACAUUAUUUUUCAAGAAAGAUAUUAAGUCAGGGAUAUGUAGGAAACAUGGUCAUUGAAAACACAAAUAAUCACGAAAUAAAUGUGGGUCAGAUGCUUUCCCAGCCUGAGGGUCCCCAACGACGUUUGUUUUUAUGGUUGUUUUCAAAGUCUGAAUGCUAAUCUUGUUCAUUCCCCUGGUAAAAGAUAUUUAAGAGCAUAUCCUUGCCAGAUUAAUUGGUAGAAUCCAUCAUAGUUUAUAUUACACUAGAAUGUUUGCAUAUGUGUACGUAUAUAUUUCAAGCAGAAUAUCAGAAAGAAUUAGGUGAGUUAAUUGGUGACUUGAAUAAGAAAUUGGUCAUAAAAAUCAUAAAUAAUGACCUUCUCACACAGUAAAAGAGGGUAAACUAUUCAUUCUCCAGCCAUGCUGUAAGACUUGCAUAAUGUACAAGCUACCCAUUGCCCACAGGAGAGUUAUUGAAUUAAACAGCUUAUCCAUGAAUGGUUUAUGUAUGAGUCUGUCUUUAGCCCAGUAUGUAAUGGGAUUGAACUCAUAUGCAGAGGGUUUCCAUUCACAGCUACAUGAAACACCGUCUAUAACUCACAUCAGGACUGGCUUGAUGUCUUGUAUGGUGGAGCUCAAAGAUAGCUGUGUGCUCCACUCAGUGGUCUUCAUUUGGGAGUAGAUCUUCACCUACCAGUCACAGCAGUUUAUACCUGUCAUGUUCUGAUCCACUGCAUGAGGAAGUGCUAAUAACUGUAUUAAAUAUUUCCAAGCAUAGCUACAAAAUUACACGUUUGCUUAACACCUUUCUAUGAUAGAGGAAGUAUAUACUAUGGUUGUCUUCUUGUAGUAUGUCUUUUUAAUUUUGUUCAAUGUGUUAUCAACUGUUUUAAGGAAUGGGAUUUGACAUGUGUGUGCAAACUGAUAUGUACAUAACUCUUGGGCAAUGAAAGUGCCCAUCGUACAAUGUAAAAAUGUAAAUACAGGAAAUUUCAUUUUUCUAAUAAAGAUAAUUUCUGCCAAUUGA